GUGUGUGUGUGUGUGUGUAGCUGAAGCCAGACACACUUAUCCACGUUUGGAAAGGAAACAAGGAGCAAUACCAGAGUGAGAUGGCAAACGUUACGUCGGCAGGGUUCCAGACCCUGCUGUCCACUCCCUGGUACCUGAACCGUAUCUCCUACGGCCAGGACUGGCAGGGCCAUUACAGGGCCGACCCGCAGGACUUCAAGGGAACUGAAGAACAAAAGAAGCUUGUGAUUGGUGGCGAAGCCUGUUUGUGGGGGGAGUACGUGGACGCCACCAACCUGACGCCCCGUCUCUGGCCUCGUGCCAGCGCCGUGGCAGAGCGUCUGUGGAGCGCCGCGGACGUGACGGACAUCAACGACGCCUUCAACAGACUGUCCGUGCACCGCUGUCGCAUGGUGGCGCGUGGGAUCCCAGCUCAGCCACUGUUCUCCAGCUACUGUCCCCGUGAGUACAAAGGCGUCUGAAGAAGACCGUAAAGCCGUGGGAACAGAAGAAUGGAAGAUAAUCCAUAAACAAUCGACGUAUAUCAAAGGAAUCGAACGCCAAACUGCCUUUUUUGUGCUACGAAGGCUCAAAAUCUGCUCCACAGAACUAUUGAUCAUCUAAUGUCAUAAACCUCUCGAAUUUAUGAAUGCACUUUUUUCAUGAAUGUUUGAUUGUGAAUAAAAUCUUGACAUUUUA
This is a messenger RNA of Cyclopterus lumpus (lumpfish), 678 nucleotides long. Its product is annotated as beta-hexosaminidase subunit beta-like. Gene Ontology annotation, molecular function: beta-N-acetylhexosaminidase activity. The record is from RefSeq and is a predicted model, not a curated record. The transcript has 4 exons. Gene Ontology annotation, cellular component: membrane. NCBI's taxonomy places the organism in Eukaryota, Metazoa, Chordata, Actinopteri, Perciformes, Cyclopteridae. The coding region runs from base 81 to 461 and encodes 126 amino acids. Gene Ontology annotation, biological process: carbohydrate metabolic process; ganglioside catabolic process; glycosaminoglycan metabolic process.